AUGAUAGCGUUGGGCGACAUCUACAAGGUGGUGGAGGCGAUGGCGCCGCUCUACUUCGCACUGGGGCUCGGGUACGGGUCAGUGCGGUGGUGGCGGUUCUUCACGGCGGAGCAGUGCGGCGCCAUCAACACGCUGGGUGUCUGCUUCUCCAUGCCCUUCUUCACCUUCGACUUCGUGGUCCGCGCCGACCCCUACGCCAUGAAUUACCGCGUCAUCGCCGCCGACGCCGUCACCAAACUUCUCGCCGUGCUCGCCGCGGCCGUCUGGGCGCGCUGCGCCAAGGCCAAGGCCGGCGCCUACUCGUGGUCCAUCACGGGGUUCUCCCUUGGCGCGUACAACAACACGCUCGUCGUGGGCGUGCCGCUGCUGGACGCCAUGUACGGCAAGUGGGCGCAGGACCUGAUCGUGCAGAUCGCCGUCGUGCAGGCCAUCGUGUGGUUCCCGCUCCUUCUGCUCGCCUUCGAGCUGCGGAAAGCCUGGGUCGUCGGCGGCGGCGUCUCUUCUUUGAGCGCCACAAUGGCCCACGACGACGGAUCCACCAGCAGCGACGACGACCGAGCGCGGCGCGUCGAGCCAGUGUCGCACAGCGACGUCGAGGUGGACCUGGACGUGGAAGCGGCGCCACCCACCGGUGGAAGGAGGAUCCGGCUGUGGUUGAUGGCGAGCACCGUGGGGAUGAAGCUGGCGAGAAACCCCAACGUGUACGCCAGCGUCCUCGGAGUCGCCUGGGCGUGCAUCGCCUACAGGUGGCGCAUCGGCAUGCCGGGCAUCGUGACGGGCUCGCUGCAGGUCAUGUCCAGGACCGGCACCGGGAUGUCCAUGUUCAGCAUGGGGUUGUUCAUGGCGCAGCAGGAGAGAAUUGUGGCGUGCGGCGGGGGCCUGGCGGCGCUGGGGAUGGUGCUGCGCUUCGUCGCGGGCCCACUCGCGGCGCUCGCCGGAGCCGGAGCCGUCGCGUUCGGCCUCCGCGGCGACGUGCUACGCUUCGUCAUCAUACAGGCAGCACUACCGCAAUCAAUUGCCUCCUUCGUCUUCGCAAAGGAGUAUGGCCUCCACGCGGAUGUACUUAGCACGGCGGUUAUAUUUGGAACUUUGGUCUCUUUGCCCGUACUCAUCGGGUAUUACGGAGUUCUCGGCAUCGUGUGACAAACUACACUGGGAUGUAACUAUUGUGUCCAUGUAGAAUUGAUUUGCUCAAGUGCUAAUGUGUUUUCCCAUUUUUAGCUCCUCAAUGGGACAAUACUUUAAAACAACCAAAA
Messenger RNA from Triticum aestivum (bread wheat), 1256 nucleotides. Its product is annotated as probable auxin efflux carrier component 5c. Gene Ontology annotation, molecular function: auxin efflux transmembrane transporter activity. The record is from RefSeq and is a predicted model, not a curated record. Lineage: Eukaryota; Viridiplantae; Streptophyta; Magnoliopsida; Poales; Poaceae. Bases 1 to 1143 code for a protein of 380 amino acids. Gene Ontology annotation, cellular component: plasma membrane; endoplasmic reticulum. Gene Ontology annotation, biological process: auxin polar transport; auxin export across the plasma membrane. The transcript has 5 exons.